Molecule: messenger RNA, 3525 nt
Organism: Funneliformis mosseae
Lineage: Eukaryota; Fungi; Glomeromycota; Glomeromycetes; Glomerales; Glomeraceae
Source: the annotation of a GenBank genome assembly
AUGGGAGAAACUUUAGUAUCAGCUAGCAUAAAUGAUAUUCCAAACGAAGGAUUGCUCCUACCGCCUGGAUUCGCGAAUCCAUUAUCACGAGAAGACGUGGAACGAGAAAUAGAAGAAAGAUAUCUAAUACCUCAUACUUCAUUCCCUACUUCAUGGCUGUUCAAAUGUCAACAAUUGUUGGAACGGGAGCCUGACUUUAUGUCAUUAACUGCAUUGGAACCAUCGAAAUCACGAACUACUUUAGAAAUGAUUCGAGAUGGUCCUGAUGGAAAGAUUAUUGGAUAUAAAGAAAUCGUAGUUGGUGAAUCGAAUUUGACUGCAAAAAAUUCAACAUCAUUAUUACGUGAACCAGGGGCUAUAAAUCAUUUUGUCAAGGGAGCUUCUAGUCAAUUUCCAUUUGCUCCUGGUGGAUUGGAAUCUGAAGUAAUGGUUGAUACAGGAACAGUGAUUAAUAUUAAUGAUAAAGAAAUUGUAAAUCUUUCAUUGAAUUUUGAAGACGACGAAAUACUAUCAAUACCUCCGGGCUUUGAUCGUGGUUUGAUAUUUGAAGACGGACAAAAUCGUCAAAUUCGAGUCCCAACAAAUAAAUUGACAAGUUUAAAUAUUACUGAUAUGAUAUCUCAUGAUGAAAAUGAAUUGGCUGAAUUCCUUGAACCGUUGAACGAAACGGAAUAUAUUCGAGAGGUUUUAAAUAAAGAAUUACAAGAGAAUAUUGAAGUUGUAGAAAUGAUGAAAGACGAAGAAACGAAUAAAGAUAUAACAGAUCUAGAAGAUUCUGUUGAUAAUCUCCUACCAACUCGGGCACCUCCACUUAAAGGCUUAGGCACAGCAAGUAAAGCAAGUACCUCUGCAGCUCGAAAACGUAAUUGGGCUCAUGACAUUGAUGUUAAUAUUGAAUUAUCGAACUUUGAAGAGCUGGUCCCAGAAAUGGCUUUUGACUAUCCGUUUGAAUUGGAUACAUUUCAAAAACAAGCAAUUUAUCAUUUGGAAAGUGGUUGUUCGAUCUUUGUAGCUGCCCAUACUUCAGCCGGUAAAACUGCGAUUGCUGAAUAUGCUAUAGCUUUAUCUGCUAAACAUAUGACGCGAGCUAUAUAUACAUCUCCGAUUAAAGCUCUUUCUAAUCAAAAAUAUGGAGAAUUUAAGAAAAAUUUUGAAGUUGGUAUAUUGACAGGAGAUGUUCAAAUCCAUCCUGAAUCUUCCUGUUUAAUUAUGACAACAGAGAUUUUAAGAUCAAUGUUAUAUAAAGGAGCUGAUUUAAUUAGAGAUGUCGAAUUUGUUAUAUUUGAUGAACGCGGCGUAGUUUGGGAGGAAGUUAUUAUUAUGUUACCUGCUCAUGUAACUCUUAUUCUUUUAUCGGCUACUGUACCGAAUACCAAAGAAUUUGCUGAUUGGGUUGGGCGAACAAAGAAGAAAGAUAUUUACGUGAUCAGCACACCGAAACGUCCCGUGCCACUCGAGCAUUACAUAUAUGCUAAUAAAGAAAUUUAUAAAAUUGUCGAUGAAAAUGGCAAAUUCCUAGAACAAGGGUAUCAAGAAGGCGGUGGAGGUGGAGGUGGAGGUGCUAGAACGAAUUUUCAAGAUAAACCUUUAUGGAUAGAUCUUAGGUGUAAUAUUUUAGCAGAAUCCCUUAGUAGUUUGGAUCUUUGUAAUGCUGCUGAGCAAAGUAAAAUUUGUAUUACUAUCGAGAAUAGUUUGAAGCGACUAAAAGGAACUAAUAAGGAUUUGCUUCAAGUGUUGAAAAUGAAAAGUUGGUUGAAACGAGGAAUUGCUGUGCAUCAUAGUGGAUUACUUCCAAUAAUUAAAGAGAUGGUAGAAAAAUUAUUUAAAGAUGGACUUGUCAAAGUACUGUUUGCCACAGAAACUUUUGCUAUGGGUGUAAAUAUGCCAGCACGUACAGUUGUCUACUCUGGUAUAAAAAAACAUGAUGGAAUGGGCCUUCGUGAAUUAAAUCCAGGAGAAUAUACGCAAAUGUCUGGACGUGCGGGAAGACGUAAUAAAGAUCAUACUGGUAUUGUGAUUAUUCUUCCUGACCGUCGCGAUAAAAUUCCCGAAGUAUCAUCGCUUAAAAAUAUGAUAUUGGGAAAACCUACGAAAUUGGAAUCACAAUUUCGCCUUACUUAUAAUAUGAUACUUAAUUUAUUGCGUGUUAAAGCUUUACGUGUUGAAGAGAUGAUCAAGCGAAGUUUUUCCGAGAAUGCAAGUCAGAAAAUAUUGCCAGACCAACAGGAAGAAUUCAUGAAGAACGAAAAAUCUUUUAGUGAAUUAAAAAAACUUGAUUGUACUAUAUGUAAUCGUGAUAUCAAUGAAUAUUAUGAUGCCUCGACAACGAUUGUAAAAAUUAAUCAUCAUCUUUUAGAAAAAAUUAUUAUUAAUCCUUUAGGACUUAAAGUACUAAGUCCUGGAAGAGUGAUUGUUAUUAAUAGCGGUUCUUAUAGGAAUGUAGCAGCUGUUAUAUUGAAAUCCGCACCAGCAGGUCCUAAAAUUGACAAAUCAUUUUGGGUCUUUAUGCUUUUAGAUGAAGAUACAAUUCAAUCUGAACGAGAAGGUUUAGCGCCACUUCCCGUCACAAGACUAUCUAUUCCUAAUCCAAGUUCUUGUACAUACAAGAUUGAAUAUCUUACUUAUAGAGAUAUUGGUUUUGUAACAAACCAUCUAAUUAAUCUUGAUAUAUACGCUAUAAUGGAAAAGAAUGAUCAACAUGAAAUUUCUAAAUUGAUGCAAGAAUUGCUGCGAUAUGCAACACAAAAUAGAAUUAAUGAAUAUGACUGGUCAAAGAUAAAAGAGUACAAUUUUCAACUUGAAUUGAUAAAAAAAAACAAAUUAAUGAAUGAAUUGAAUUCAUUUCACUGUGUGAUAUGUCCAGAUUUAAUCGAACAUUAUGGACAUAUACAUGGAGAGCGUGAGCUUAAAGCAAGAAUUGACGAUCUAAAACAUACAAUAUCGGAUCAAAAUCUUGAAUUAUUACCAGUUUAUGAACAAAAGAUUGAAGUAUUAAAGAGGUUAAAGUAUAUUGAUCCGAAUGGUACAUUACAAUUGAAAGGUCAUGUUGCAUGUGAAGUAACAGAUGAAUUGGUACUUACCGAAUUAAUUCUUGAAAAUGAAUUUAAAGAAUAUGAACCAGAAGAAAUUGUUGCUAUGUUGUCAUGCUUCGUAUUUCAAGAAAAACGUGCUAGUAAACCAAAUCUUACGCCAAAAUUAGAGGAAGGAGUAGAAACUAUAAAGAAAUUUGGAAAAAACAUUGCUAAAGAAUGUGAUCUUAAUGAUGAUGAUAUAAAAAUAAACAUUGGAUUAGUUGAAGUAGUUUAUGAAUGGGCUAAAAAAGAAAUGGAUUUUAAAGAAAUUACAGAAUUAACUGAAGUAUUAGAAGGGUCAAUUGUGAGAUGUAUUACAAGAUUGGAUGAAACUUGUAGAGAAGUAAUAAAUGCAGCUAGAAUGAUUGGUGAUUCUUCUUUAUCUAAAAAAAUGAAAGAAGCUCAAUCAUCUAUUAAACGUGAUAUAAUAACUACUAAAAGUUUGUAUUUGUAA